AUGUCAGGGGGGAGAAAGUUCAAGCCAAAAGAACCAUAUACCCAUCGUUUAAAAAAGAUUCUUGUAGAAUAUCCUGAAAGCUCUCAAGUUCUCCGCGAAAUUUUACAAAAUUCUGAUGAUGCACAAAGUACAGAACAAGUAUUUAUACUUGACCAUAAUACAUAUCACGGCAAUAAACUCCUUGAGUCUGAGCUUAGUAGAUUUCAGGGACCUGCGCUAUUGUCGAAAAAUAACACAAAGUUUAAUGAUGAUGAUUUUAAAUCAUUGGAGAAUCUAGCUGACAGUGAAAAACAAGACCAAUAUGAUAAAAUUGGAGAAAUGGGUGUCGGUUUUAAUUCUAUUUACCAUUUAUGUGACAGUUGCUCAUUCAUCACUGAUGAUAAAUUUGUAAUUCUUGACCCUCAUGAGUGGUGCUAUGAAGGAGGCAAUGUGUAUGACAAUUUUGCCAGAGAUAACUUGUCUCAAAAAUAUUCUGAUCAAUUUUAUCCUUUUAAAAAUCUCGGUAAACUUAGCAUUCCAUGUGAUGGAUCAUUUGAAGGAACGAUCUUUCGAUAUCCUUUGCGUACUAAACAAGGUUCUAAAGAAUCAAAAAUUUCAAAAACAAUAUAUGAACCAAAUCAAAUUCUGGAAAUGUUUAAAACGUUUUUUGAAAAGGAUAGCAUUAAUUGCCUACUUUUUCUUAGAUACAUUGAGCGUAUUGAAUUUUACGAGUUGAAGGAAGGAAAAUCUGAGCCUGAAUUACUCUAUAGGAUUUUACUGAAAGAUGCAGAAAAAGUACGCAAAAAACGUCAGCUUAUCGUUAAGGAAAUCACUCCGAUGAUGAAGGAUCUUAAAGGAAACAAACUUAAGCAAAGAGCAUCAUUAGACACAUCAUAUCAUGUAUCCCUUGUUAGGUAUGAAAAGGAGGUUAUUAUAGAAGAUUCUUCAUGGUUUAUUGUGAAUAUGCUUGGUGAUUUACAUGAGACGAAUCGCUACUUUCGGGGUGACUUCGGAGAAAGACUUGGUACUGUACCAAACGUAGGGUUGGCUGCAAAAUUAAAUUCAGGUCAGGAUGAAGAUGAACUUCAUGGUGGAUUAUUCUGCUUUUUCCCUCUUCAGAUUGAUACUCCAUUUCGAGUUUCCAUAAAUGGACAUUUUGCAGUUACUAAUAAUCGACGUGACCUAUGGUCUGGCAUGAAUAAAGAUUUGGCCACUAAUUCUUUGGCUAAUUUGAAAGUUAGAUGGAAUCAUUAUCUUUUCAAAGAGACUAUACCACAAGCUUGGGUUAAAUUUCUUAUCGAGAUUCAGCCGCAUGUGUCUCAAGAAGAUUACUAUGAGUUCUGGCCAAUUCUGGAUUCAGUUCAACUUAUUUCAUCUCCUUUCUUCAUAAACCUUUUAGAAAGCACUAUUAGUAAGCUUAAUUCAGAAGAUAAAAUUUUCUGUGGGCCCAGCGAAAUGCUAUCUAUUUCGACAGGGUACUUUCAAGAUGAAUCGUAUAUCGAACCCGUUAUUCAAAAUAUAUUGAGCAAGAUUGAAUUUCCAGUUAUUCAUGCUCCCUCCGAAAUCAUCAAAGCAUUAAAAAAAUCGGAUAUGCAUUCACCCAGGUUUUAUUCUCCUAGUAUUGCGAGCGAAUUUCUUCAAGGAGAUAGAGGCAAAUGGCAAAAUAAACUGACAAGAGAAGAGACUUUAGAAUUGUUCAAUUACUUAUUGCGUGAUGAAAAUUAUGAGAUAUUGGAAGGAUUAAAAAUGAUUCCAUUAGCCGAUGGAACAUUUAAAACAAUAUCUCAACACGGCACAAUCACAUAUAUAUGUCCAGAUAGCUUUAUAGGUAAAGGUGAAAAGGAUCCGCGCGAAAUUUUUAAAGAUCAAUUAGACAAGUUUAUUGCUAAAGACCUUUCAUACAGUUUAUUGAGUCGUUUGAGCAAUAAAGUAACAACAAAUAAAUGGAAUUUUAACAUCAAGAUGUUAACUGUACCAAUUAUUGCAGGCAUGGUUAAAGACAAGAUUUAUCUAAAUCAUCCCAACUCUAAUGAUAUUGAGAUUGAUAUUGAAAACCGGGUUGAAUGGAUUAAUCGACUAUGGAAUUAUUUAUGUGACAAAUUUAAUGAUUUGGCUUCAUUCGAAGAUAUUCACCUUAUACCAACAAAACAGAAUACUCUCAGAAAACUUAAGACAAAUCAAAUAAAACUUUUUUGGAACAGUACUGAAGGAUUACAAAGCUCUUUUGAUCAGAUACAUUCUAUUCUAGAAAAGUUUGGCAUAAUUUUUGUAAACGGAGAGUUUGAAGACAACAUAGCCUAUCUAAAGAUAAGGCUCUCAGCAUACAUUCAUAAUAUAAAAGACAUUAAAUCUGUUUUAUCAUCAUUAAACACCAAUGAAGUGUAUGAUUUGUACCCGCAUGAAGCAGAACUUUUCAUAAGAUAUUUAUCUUAUUGCUUAUACAUGACUUCACCUCUUACAGAGGAUCAUAUUGGAUUUAUAAAAUGCUUACCAAUUUUUAAAGAGGUUGGUAAAGAUGGGUUUAUUAGUCUAAAGCACAAAGAAAAAGCUUAUUGGUUCCUUUUACCGAGAGAGGAUGAAAAGGAAUAUGGUCAGAUAAUCGCACCGACGAAAUUUGGAUUUCUUGAUGCAACAUCAACGGACACAUGUUAUUUACUUGAAAAAAUUAUCAAAAUUCGACGUUUGUCACAAGCUGAAUAUUGGAUAAAUUACGUAGUACCUCACUUGAAAGUUCACCAAAAUACAAAGAUUGUAAUUGAGAAGCUUUUUGAACGAUUACCAACCCUUAUUAAUUCAGACUAUUCACUAAAAGGCAAAUUAAGUAAUCUCGCCAUUGUGCCUUGCGGGACAAUUAGAAUGGCUGAGGAGAAACAAGAUCUUGACACAGUUAUGCGUAGACCUAUUGACCUCUAUGAUCCCUCGAACCAUAAAAUAACUCAAUUAUUUUUCGACGAUGAAGAAACCUUCCCGGCAGAAAAGUUUUCGAAUCUACAUUAUCCCCUUUUGAAAAAUCUGGGGAUUAAAACCUCACUUUCAUCAAAAGAUGUCGUCGAGAGAAUUAAUACAUACGUAAAACGUCAGAAAACAGGGAAUAAUAUCGAUGAUGUGUACGAUAAAUCACUUAAUCUUCUUAUUUAUAUCGAUAAAAAUUGGGAUUCAUUCGGAGACAAUAAUAAUGAAUUCUUAUCAAACGUCAAGUCUUCAAAAUGGAUUCCAACUAUUAAUAAAUUUGGUAAAAAGUCAUUCUCUUGUUCAUCCGAAUGUCGUGAUAAAAGAGAUAUGUACUCAGUAUCAUUAGCCCUUUCAAUUCUUGAUUAUAAAAUCGAUAAUAAACAAUUUCGCAAACAUUUGGAAUGGAACAGAUAUCCUCAUGUAAGAAUCGUUCUUAAUCAAAUGGAGCUAUGUUCUACAAUGCCUAAGGACAAUUUAAACAUUAAGAAUCAGCCAAAAAUUUGCGAAGCGAUUUACCAAUACAUUAAUGAGGCUUUGUCGUCCGAUGACGAACAGUCUAAACAAGAGGUCAAAGAAUUAAAGGAAGGGCUAAAAGGCAUAAAAUGGAUAUACUGUGAAGGCAAUUUUUAUGCUUCAAAGGAUGUUGUUUUUACUCUUUCGCUGAAUUUUGGAAAAGAACUACCGAUUAUUCAACUACCUGCUGAUUACCAAAAUAAGUUUAGUAAAGUAUUUGAACAUAUGGGGAUUCGAAAUAAAGUUGAUACUUUUGAUUUCAUUGAUAUAAUCAGGAACAUUGCUCAUGAAGCAGACAAUAAACCACUAAAUGAAGAAAAUUUGUCUAAAACAAUUAGAGUUCUUGAUCAAAUCGGAAAGGAGUGCACUAAGUCUAAAAAAGAGGGAAAAUUUAAUGAUUUGAAAAAGUUGUUUAUUCCAAGUACAGAUGCUAUUCUUGUCAAUUUUGACGAAAUUAAAUUUGAUGACAGGACCGGACAAAGUAAUGAAGAGAAGGAAAAUUGCAAACUCUCUCAUCCUAAAAUAUCACUUGCACUUGCAAGGGAACUUGGAAUUCAAAUGUUUUCUGAAAUGUUCACAAAAGAUAGUGAGAUUAAUUUUGAAGAUUAUGAACAAUCAGAACCUUUAACAACCAGGAUAAGAAAGAUUAUUAGCUAUUGUACUCUUGAUUCCUUGUUCAAAGAAUUUCUCCAGAAUGCUGAUGACGCAGGAGCACGCAGAUUUUCCAUCUAUAUCGAUGAGAGACCAUGGCAUGAGAAUGAUCGUUCUUUACUCUUAUCUGAAGAAAUGUAUAAUUGGCAAGGCCCAGCUGUUUGGAUUUACAAUGAUGCGACAUUUGAAGAAAAAGAUUUUUCUUCAUUAACUAAACUCGGAGUCGGAGGCAAAUCUGGUGAUGAUAGUAAAAUUGGUCGUUUUGGCAUUGGAAUUACCACUUCUUACCAUUUAACUGAUGUAUUAUCUUUUGUGAGCGGAGAACAAAUUGCUUUUCUUGAUCCUCAUGCAAAGUUUCUUCCGAUUCAUGGAAAUCCUCCAAAACGGUCUAAGGGAAUUAAAUUAAAUUUUCUUGAGAAAAAAUUUCUAACUCACUUUGAGGAUCAGUGUAGGCCAUAUCUUGCUAUAGAAGAUUGUGAUUUUAAAAAAUUUUUUAAUGGUACCUUAUUCAGGUUACCACUUAGAAGCGUCAAAUUAUCCGGACAAAGUUUAGUCUCGCAAAAUUCAGUAGAACCCAAGGAUAUUUUAGACUACCUUUGUAAUGUGAAAGCGAAAAUUCAAGAUUUGAAAGAUGUUGAAAUUCGCAGAAAAGUCGAUUAUGAAUCACAAGUUUUUCAACUUGAUACAAAAAUCUGUGAUGCACAAAAGAAUAAGACAACUUUUGAGAAGUGGCUUGUAUGCACAGGUGGAAAGCCCGAUAUCACAGAUCAUGAGUUAAAUAAAUUUUCAAAAAAUGAAAGACUAACUGCACAUGGUGGUAUCGCUGCUAUUCUUGCACGAUCAGAAAAUGAAGCCUUAAACAAUCCUUUAGAUCUAAUAGAUCCGCCAGACCUUGAUGGCAAAGAAUAUGCUUAUGUUUCAUGCAAUGGUUCUACAAAUUUGGGAGUUCACAUAAAUGGCAAUUUUUCUUUGUCUAGAGAUAGAAUGGUUAUUUUACAGCCAAAUGAUAACAUCUGUGGAAAGUGGAAUAAACACAUUUUUCUUGAAGUUCUGCCGUCUUUGCAUGUUAAAUUAUUGGAUGGAAUCGCUAAGAUAGAUUAUGAACAUUUCAAGACGUCUAAUACCAUUGCCGAAAAUUUUGUUUCAUGCAUAACCAAAAAAUUUUGGCCAUUCAGCCAAUUUAAUUCGGGUUUGGAUUAUAGAUAUGCGAUAAAAGUACUGCAAAACCUUGAUGAUAGCGAGGUGUUUUGGACAGAAGCUGAUGGGGGUAAAUUUGUAUCAUUAAAAACUGCAUACUUUUCCGAGGAAAACGAUCAUGCUAUUGCAAAUAUUCUUGCCAAAUAUGGGAUUCCAACGGUGAAGAUGGACGAAAACACACUUCGUCAACUAAAAGAAUCUCAAAAGCAAAAAGGAAGGCCUGCUAAAAAAUAUCAAGUUAUCAGUCCUGCAUCAGUUUAUAAAUUAUUGCAAGAAUCUAAGAUUAUAGAAUCUAUUCAACAAGAGCAAAAUGAUUCUACGAACCCACAUGAACAUGUUUUAAUUUUGCUAAAGUUCGUUUUGCAAGAUAAGAACUUAUAUUCGAAUUUAAAAGGGUUCCAGUUGGUACCCUUAAAAGAUGGUUCUCUUGGUACUUUUGGCAAACGAAAUUAUUACAUAGCGAAGCAAAAAUAUCAAUAUUUAUUUCCAAAAUCUGGUCCUUCCUGUUUUGUUUAUGAUUCAGACGAUGAACUUAAUAAGAUUUUCGAGAAUAAAGAUUUUUCGAGGAUUACAAAUAUUAAGAAGCUUGACGCUCUAGGUAUACUUGAUCUUUUGGCUGUUGAGCUUCCAAAUCAACAGGAAAUCCAUUGGGAUCCUUCCUCAGAAGAUAUUCCUAAUCGAAAUUGGCUUGAUGAAAUCUUAGAAAAAAUGAAAUGGGGCGCAGAAUUAGAAAUUACAAGGUUAUUGGAAUAUCCCUUGCUCCCUGUUAUUUCACCAAUAAACAAACUUGUUCGAAUGGAUCUUUCAAAUCCUUUAUUGAACUGUUCAGACAAUCCUGAUGAAGUUCUUGUGCGCGUUCUCAGAAAAUUAGGAAUUUGUCUCACGAACAUAAAAUUUAAUAAUAGGAAUAUUAAUAGAUCAGAAUUUUUUAAAAAAGGUGUGGUUAAAUGGAGCUAUUAUAAUGUAUUUGAUUCUAUUAAGAGAAAACAAGAAUCACAAAACAUUUCCAUGAAGUCAUUUUUCGACAAUGCAAUGUUGAAUGAAGUUGAAUUUAAAAAACUUAGAGAGUUCGUUAAAGAUUUCUUCAAUUUUCAAGGGCGGAAAGAUAAUAUUAUUGAGGUUAUUAAAGAAUUUCCAAUAUGGCCGAUUCGUUCAUCAAGACCGAAUGAUUAUGUUUCUGCAAAGAAUGGAAAGCUGCCACCACGUCAUCUUUCUUGCUAUUUGCCGGAUACUAACAUAUUUAUUGUGGAAGAUGAAUAUUUUAUUGUACUUGAUUCACUUGGCGCUAAAAAAAUUGAAGCGUACGACUAUGUAAAACAACAUUAUCCUCCUGAUUUAGGUCGAUCACCGACGCAACAAGAUGUAGAAUUCCUUGAAGAAGUUCUUGUGCUUGGAGAUCAUAAAAUUGAGGAAUACCUUAAAAAUUGUGAAUCGAUUCCCAAUAAGAAUCUCAGAGUAUUUGCAAGGGCUGAUACUCUAUUCGAUGCAAGUAUAACCUUAUUUAGUCAAAUCUUUGGUGAGGAUGAAUUUCUCCCUUCUGAAUUACAAAAGAACCUUAGUUGCCGUGCUGCCUUAUCAAGGAUAGGGCUCAAUCAGUCUAUAAAUAUAAAGACAUAUAUGAAAUGUGCUGGAAAAAUUGAGAAGAAAAUCAAUGAUACCAGUGGUAAUUGUACUGAUGAAAUAAUUAGAUCCAGUGCAAAAACAUUAGCAGAAUGUCUUAAUAGCUUAUUAUUUAAAGAUGAUGAAUUGAAACAACUUUCUAAAAUAAAAUUUUUGCCUUCUAAUAAAAGUCUUCCUAAUCCUUAUAGCAAGACAACUCCUUAUACUUCAGGAUAUGAAUCUUUUAACUCAUUGUAUCCUGAAAAAUAUCUAAAAAUAUGUUGGACACAAGCGAAAUUUUUUGCUUCUGAUAUUCCACAAUUCGUACAUCGUCCAAAUGUGGAAAUGGUUAUUGAACAUUGGAAUCGUUUGUUUGUUGAUAAAAUUCUUCUGAACAGUUCAGAAUGGGAAGUUAAAGACAUAUACCAAAUUAUGAAAGAAAUUUAUCAAUUUGUGAAUGACUCUUUGGAAGAAGGAAUUACAAAACCUAAAUUAAAAGAUUUGUAUUUCUUGAACGGUGAUAAUCCUUUUGAUCUUGAUUGUUGGGUUUUGGGCAAUAAUCUGGCCUUUGGCAUUCAAAAUUAUGAAGGCAGAUUGAAAAAAGUACGUAACCAUUUGGAACCAUUUAAAAAACUAUUGGAAGCUGCGGGUGCAAGAACUGUGAAAAAUAAUAUACCAAUUGAUGAAGCACCAAAUAAACAUUCGCGACGAAAAGAUGUGUUGGUUAAAUAUUUAAUCAAAUAUUUGCAAGAUCAGAAGCCCGAUUCUCAAUAUCAUGAUGUCAUAUUCAAAGUUGGGAAUCAUGAAAUUGGCGCAAAUAGUUUUGUUCUGUCAGAUGUUGCAGAGUACUUUGACUGGGAAUUUUCUGUAAAUCCUAUAAUAAUUAAUGGCAUUCAGCCCAACACAUAUAAAGUACUCUUGAGAUCGCUUUACGGUAUGUCAUAUCCGGAUGCAGUUGAAGACGUUUUUGGAGAGGGGUUUGACGGACAACAUUAUGUAGAAUUUAUACUUGACUUUUUGAGGGCAUCAUAUAAAUACCCACCUUUAAAUGAUUUAAUUCAAACCAACAUCAUGAAACGUCGUCUUGUAAACGAAAGGAAUGCGAAGCAGAUAUUGGAACUGAGUCUCAAGUAUAGAGCAGAUCGGCUUAAAAAUUACUGUGAAAAUUAUAUCGAAGAAAAUAAAGAUAUUGUGGAUGCAAUAGGCACCAACCAAAUUAUUCCACAAAAUUGCACAGAAGAUAUCACCCAAAAUAUUCCGCAAAAUUGUACAGGUUAA
This is a messenger RNA of Dentiscutata erythropus, 8169 nucleotides long. The record is from the annotation of a GenBank genome assembly. NCBI's taxonomy places the organism in Eukaryota, Fungi, Glomeromycota, Glomeromycetes, Diversisporales, Gigasporaceae.